AGCGUGGGGAGGAGUCCGGUCUGCGGCGGCAGCGUCAGAGCGGUGCUCCCGCUGUCCAGAGGCUCAGACCUAGCUCGCGAGCCUAAGAUUAGCACCGGAGGCUCCUUUCCCGGGCUAAGGCUGCAGGACCAUGGCGGACAAGGAAGCUGGAGGUGGUGACACCGGGCCCCGAGAAACGGCCCCCACAUCUGCAUAUUCCUCUCCAGCACGGAGUCUCGGGGACACAGGAAUAACACCUCUGUCCCCUUCUCAUGUCUUGAACGAUGCUGACCCCGUCUCCGAGCAGCAGACCUUUCUCGUGGUGGUGGCCAUCGACUUUGGGACCACAUCCAGUGGCUAUGCCUACAGCUUUACCAAGGAGCCAGAAUGUAUCCAUGUGAUGCGGAGAUGGGAAGGAGGUGACCCUGGUGUCUCUAACCAGAAGACCCCGACCACCAUCUUGCUGACACCAGAGAGGAAGUUCCACAGCUUUGGGUAUGCUGCCAGGGACUUCUACCAUGACCUGGACCCCAACGAGGCCAAGCAAUGGCUAUACUUGGAGAAGUUCAAGAUGAAACUCCACACCACAGGGGAUCUCACCAUGGACACAGACCUGACAGCAGCAAAUGGCAAGAAAGUCAAAGCCCUUGAGAUCUUCACUUACGCCCUGCAGUACUUCAAGGAGCAGGCUCUGAAGGAGCUGAGUGACCAGGCAGGGUCAGACUUCGAGAACUCUGACGUCAGAUGGGUCAUCACGGUGCCUGCCAUCUGGAAGCAACCCGCCAAGCAGUUCAUGAGAGAAGCUGCCUACCAGGCAGGCCUGGCCUCCCCCGAGAACUCGGAGCAGCUCAUCAUUGCCUUGGAGCCCGAGGCUGCCUCCAUCUACUGCCGGAAGCUGCGGCUGCACCAGAUGAUUGAGCUCAGCAGCAAGGCGGUGGUCAAUGGGUACAGCGCCAGUGACACAGUAGGAGCGGGGUUUGCACAGGCUAAGGAACAUGUUCGACGUAACCGGCAGAGUCGGACCUUUUUGGUGGAGAAUGUCAUAGGAGAAAUCUGGUCUGAGCUGGAGGAAGGGGACAAAUACGUGGUUGUUGACAGCGGUGGAGGUACGGUAGACCUGACUGUCCAUCAGAUACGGUUACCAGAGGGGCACCUCAAGGAACUGUACAAAGCAACAGGUGGACCGUACGGAUCCCUGGGAGUAGAUUAUGAAUUUGAAAAACUGCUUUGUAAAAUAUUUGGAGAGGAUUUUAUCGAACAGUUCAAGAUCAAACGCCCGGCAGCCUGGGUUGACCUAAUGAUUGCCUUUGAGUCUCGCAAAAGAGCCGCAGCACCAGAUCGCACCAAUCCCCUGAACAUCACUCUGCCCUUCUCCUUCAUUGACUACUACAAGAAGUUCCGGGGCCACAGCGUGGAACAUGCCCUCAGGAAGAGCAACGUGGACUUUGUGAAGUGGUCCUCUCAGGGCAUGCUGAGGAUGAGUCCGGAUGCCAUGAACGCCCUCUUUAAGCCAACCAUUGACAGCAUCAUCGACCACCUCCGAGACCUGUUUCAGAAGCCCGAGGUAUCCACUGUCAAGUUCCUCUUCCUGGUGGGCGGCUUUGCAGAAGCGCCCCUUUUGCAGCAGGCGGUGCAGGAUGCCUUUGGCGACAAAUGCAGGAUCAUCAUCCCCCAGGAUGUGGGCCUCACCAUCCUCAAGGGCGCGGUCCUCUUUGGCCUGGACCCUGCCGUCAUCAAGGUGCGCCGGUCCCCUCUCACCUACGGAGUGGGUGUGCUCAACCGCUACGUGGAAGGGAAGCACCCUCCCGAGAAGCUGCUGGUAAAGGACGGCACACGUUGGUGUACUGACGUCUUUGACAAGUUCAUCUCCGCUGACCAGUCGGUGGCCCUGGGGGAGCUGGUCAAGCGCAGCUACACCCCAGCCAAGCCUUCCCAGCUGGUCAUCAUCAUCAACGUCUACAGCUCCGAGCACGACAACGUCUGCUUCAUCACCGACCCGGGGGUGAAAAAGUGUGGCACUCUCCGCUUGGAUCUCACGGGGACGGGCGGCACAGCGGUCCCCGCCCGCAGAGAAAUCCAGACCCUUAUGCAGUUUGGGGACACUGAGAUCAAGGCCACAGCCGUCGACAUAGCCACCUCAAAGAGUGUCAAAGUGGGGAUCGACUUCUUAAACUACUAAUGUAACUGUCCCUCCUGGCUACCAGCCCCCCUGGGACUCAUCUGCAUUUGCCGACCUCAGCCUUGACUGUUCUGUCCCUGACCCUGACCAUUGCCAUUACCCACCCAAAUUUCAGCAGGAAAGAACCAGAACGAAGAUUAGCUAAGGAUUCUUUUUGAGGGUACACCAGAGCGAGAAAAACCUCACAAAUCAAUAUCACGAUGGGGGGGGGGGGGAGGAAGUUUGAGGACCCCAGAGCAGCCUCUGAAUGGUCAAACAGCCCUUAGUGAGGAUUGGGUGCAGCCUGCUUUGAAGAGGCCUCUGAAAGGGAAGGCUUAGGACACCCGCUGCGAGCAGGGGUGGGGCGAAUAUUCAUCGGAGGUCUUUUAAAAUUAUCUUGGAUGGCCCUGAAUAGGAAAUACCAGCUUCCUGCAGAGUUAAUUUCUUCUCUUUAUCGUAGGACUCACAGUAGUGACUCAGUGGCAACUUACAGUGUGCUUUUUCUUUUUUACUUUUCUUUCUUUCUUUCUUUCUUUCUUUCUUUCCUUCUUUCUUUCUUUCUUUCUUUCUUUCUUUCUUUCUUUCUUUCUUUCUUUCUUUCUUUCUUUCUUUCUUUCUUCUUUCUUUCUUUUUUAAGCUGGUGGGAGAAGGCCGCCUACACCAGGCAGUGUUUCAUGUUCUCAAACAAUUUAGAUUCCAAGGAGGCUCAGUGAAGGCUGGGGCAGCCUUGGCUAUCUCAACCAGGACAUGGGUCGGGGUAAGAGUGUGGAUGCCUUGAUUUUUCCAGAACAGGUAAAACUUGCUUUGGUGGAAGUGUACACUGAAGAGUUAGUGAUGUACCCCAAAUUAAGCAGUCCCCCCCUUUUUGGAGAGUAUACAUUCUGAGAUUACUCAGUGGAUGACCAAAGGUGUAGAUAGCACCAAACUUUAUCUAUACUAUGUUUCUUUUCUAUACUUACAUACCUAUGACAAAGUUCAAUUUAAUGAGGUAGUAAGAGAUUAGCAACAGUAACUAAUGACAAGAUAGGACAAUUAUAAAACACUUUGAUAAAAUGCAUAUGAAUGUGGUCUAUGUUAGUAUAUCUUAUUACUUACUAUUCGUGCGUUUUUGGACCACAGUUAAUUAAAAACCCAGUAAAUGAAAACACAGAUCCGAAAACAAUUCUCAGAACAAUGAAGCUUGAGUUCAGAGGUCACACAUAAUUCUAGGUGACCUUAAUAGAAAUUUAAUUUAAGAAAAUGAAGUUUCUAUUUGCUCUGUUUAUAUCUCAGAAAUCCAAAACAGGACCCCGCCUUGCAAGCCAUGCAUAUUUUUAGUUAACCCCUUCCUUCCCCCUGUUCUUCAUCCCACCACAAGUAUGAAAGGAGAUUCUGUUCUGUGAAAUGUCUCCAUCAAACCAGCAGUUUUUCAAAUUCACCUAAUAAAAAUAAUAGAUAAACCUAGACCUGGUAAAUGAAGGCAGGCCUGUGGCUCUCCUGCCUCAGGACCACCUGGUGCUUGUCAGGAGCCAUUCCUGAACCUCAGUGCAGACUCUGGAGGAACUGGGUCUGCAGUCUUAGUGUUGGAAUGUGAGAAUUCCCUCAGAGCUGAAGUGACCACAGACCACAGUGUGUGGCCUCAACAAUCCCUGUCCUAUUUCCCUCAGGGAAGAGUGCGUGUACCUACACUCUGCCCUCCAGAAAAGCGGGUUGGAGACCCACCUGCCUUCCGGAGGGAGGUUGUUGCCCUUUUAACCGGCACAGGAAGAAUCAAAGAGAAAAAGACAGUAGGAGAGGAACCAUGAAAAGGAAGCCUCCCAAGGGGCAGGCCAGGUUGUGUGUGUCCCCCCCUCUGUGUAAGGCUAGUCUUGCUAACAUUGGAAAGCCCGAAUGAGGACAAAGAACCAAAAGUCUGACUCAGUCCUUUUUUUUUAUCUGUUCAAAACUGUCUUUUCCACCUGCUGGAAUUAUCCUGAUUUCAAAUCACUGGAAGCAUGCAUAAUGAAUGAAUGGACGGAAAGAUAGAGAAUGAGGGAGGGGACUUCAAAUGCAAGUUGGAGUUGUGAACCAUCAUCAUAGCCAAUAUGCAGAUUUUAAAUAGCAUUUUGAAUUUCAACCUAUUGUCUUCUUUUUCACACCGCUUGCCGCAGAUCUCCCUGCCAGAAUGUGAAAAAAAAAAAAAAAGCAAAAAACAAAAACAAACAAGAAAAAAAAAAACUGCUAUCAAACCACAGAACAAGCGAAUGGGAACCCCAAAUGGAACGGCAGGGUCUCAAACCCAGACCUCAGGAUGCUUGCUUUCCAGGACCCCCGCUAACCCUGCUUCAGAAGCUCAUGGGUGUUUCCAGCCACAGUCCUCAAACAGACUUUGAUUUUCUUACAAUGGAUAUAAUUUUAUGUACAUAGAACACUAGAAUCUUGUACAGAAUCUUUAUUUCUACUUGUGCUUGUUUGAGAAGGAAAAUACUUCUUAAUUUUGGUUAAUAACGCUGCUGCCUGUAAGCUCCACAGCUUCAUUUCUUAACUGCUCGCACUAGCUGCUGUCUUUGCCGUUACCCCCGCAGUGGACUAUGUAUGCAAGACCGAGCAAUAGACAGAGGUGCCUUGGGUCAGAGUACUCUGACCACGCAGACUACCCAGAUGGGCAGCUUCAUCAGACCCCUCCACACCUGCACACCCUACCCAGAGUCAAACAGUCUGAAUAACAAGUAAUAUAGCAAUUCUCCCGUCCAGACCUUGAGAGCUGAACGUACUGGUUCUGAAAGCAGUGACUACCAAAACACUCUGUGUCUGGCAGGGUGGCAUGCUUCAUGAUCAAAGGAACCAAAGGUCCAAUGAGUGGGAGCAGUGUCAUCAAGCCCUUCUUUCCUGGCUAAUGUAAAGAACUCCUUGCCUUCUGUCUAUCUCCUCGCCUCCUAUGUUGCUUAAAUGAGCUGAUAGAAGUCUGCACUGUUAGCAAACUGAUGAUGGAGAAAGAGUGUGGUUUCACUGGACUUCCUUCAGGCCCAGAGAUGCAGUCCCAGUAGCCAAAUUCUUUCCGUAAAGAUCUCCAAUCUACCCCUCCCCUGACUGAAGUAAUCUUACUAGAAACACUGGAUGAGUACACCUGGAACACAUUUCCCAGUCUCAGAAAAUUCCAGGAGGUCUAUGGUCUUGACCAAUUGUCCCUUGCAUAGGUUAUCUGGUCACUUAACUAACCUUUCCUGUACACAUCAGGCAUUCAUAAAUGCAGAGUGACAGACAAGUGACAGGCAGUAGGGAAGAGGAGGUGCUACAGAGGAGGUUCUGGGGAGCCAUGGCUGAGUCCAGGUUACAGAGCCUGCCCCACCCUUAGAAUGUUACUUAGACCAAGUUUAGCUUUUAGAGUCCAGGUCUGGUUAAUUGCCAGGGUAGCAAAGAAUUGCAUGCACCAAUAUAAACAAGGAAUCAAAAUGCAUUAUUUAUCGAAGAUGAAUUUCACAUUGUAGUGACGUAACAGUUGUGAUUAGGCUGCGCAGUAUGUUUGCCAGGGAAUGGCUUAAGUGGAUGGCUAGUAUAAAAGUUGUUGUCCAUAAUAUCUCUAACACCUCUCAUACGCUUGCAAUAUGGAACGAUGAUAUCCUAAGAUCUCAACCACUGGGAGUCUUGUUCACUACAAGAUAGAUCCAAACUUCACAGAAUUCUGCAGCAGUUCACAACUAGACAGGAUGGUGCCUGCAAACUCUGUCUUCACAGAUUCUAAUAAAGUAAAACUCUCAAUUUCA
Apodemus sylvaticus (European woodmouse) is the source of this 5859-nucleotide messenger RNA. RefSeq names its product heat shock protein family A (Hsp70) member 12A (gene Hspa12a). The transcript has 12 exons. Lineage: Eukaryota; Metazoa; Chordata; Mammalia; Rodentia; Muridae. Bases 131 to 2158 code for a protein of 675 amino acids. The record is from RefSeq and is a predicted model, not a curated record.